Heterotrigona itama is the source of this 579-nucleotide messenger RNA. The record is from the annotation of a GenBank genome assembly. NCBI's taxonomy places the organism in Eukaryota, Metazoa, Arthropoda, Insecta, Hymenoptera, Apidae.
AUGAACAGAUGCAUACGUACAGUAGUAAUAGCGCACCAAUCACAAAGCGGGAAACGGUAUGUGACUUCUGAUUGGUUGGCAGCUGCCUACCUCGAUUAGUAUAAAAGCGGUGCAGUUCUGGUUCGGGCAUCAUUCUUUACUUGUUCGAAGAAGAACGUUCUUUAUAGUUUUUCACUUUUGUGUAAACAAUCGCUGAACGAGAAGAUGUCUGGACGUGGAAAAGGUGGAAAAAUCAAGGGAAAGGCAAAGUCUCGCUCGAACAGAGCAGGUUUGCAAUUCCCUGUUGGUCGUAUUCAUAGACUGCUUCGCAAAGGAAAUUAUGCUGAGCGAGUUGGUGCUGGUGCACCAGUUUAUUUGGCAGCUGUCAUGGAAUAUCUAGCUGCUGAAGUAUUGGAAUUGGCUGGCAACGCAGCCAGAGACAAUAAGAAGACUAGAAUCAUUCCUAGACAUUUGCAACUGGCCAUCAGGAAUGACGAGGAGUUGAACAAAUUACUUUCUGGAGUAACCAUCGCCCAAGGUGGUGUCUUACCAAACAUUCAAGCUGUUCUAUUGCCCAAGAAAACCGAAAAGAAGGCAUAA